This is a messenger RNA of Oryzias melastigma (Indian medaka), 4269 nucleotides long. It is a transcript of the gene dclk1a, whose product is annotated as doublecortin-like kinase 1a. Lineage: Eukaryota; Metazoa; Chordata; Actinopteri; Beloniformes; Adrianichthyidae. Gene Ontology annotation, biological process: intracellular signal transduction; protein phosphorylation. The record is from RefSeq and is a predicted model, not a curated record. The transcript is spliced from 21 exons. Gene Ontology annotation, molecular function: ATP binding; protein kinase activity. Bases 300 to 2474 code for a protein of 724 amino acids.
GCAUCGUAAUCGAGGGUGGGGGAAAUGGAAAUCACGACAGAAUGACGUGAGGGAGGAGGUGGUGGAGGAGGAGGAGGACGGAGGCAGCUGCUGCCUCCCAGUCGCUUUCCAGUCUUCAUCACACAAACUCUGGUGUUUGGAGCUGAGGAGAACCCACCGGACAACAAAGGGGCUCAGGGGUCCCACAUUUCUCACAUCUGCGGGGUUUUAACGCAUCAGUCAAGCUGGAGGUGACCACCACAGAGGCGCUGAUUACGCGCGUGGACAGCACCGCCGUUCUCGUGAGCCUCGGUACCGAGAUGGAGCAUUUCGACGAGCGGGACAAAGGUCAGAGGCACGGCCGCUCCACGGCCAAGAUCAACGGGGUACCGAGCCCCACGCACAGCGCCCACUGCAGCCUGUACCGGACCCGGACCCUGAAGACCCUGAGCGCCGAGAAGAGAGCCAAGAAGGUUCGCUUCUACCGCAAUGGCGACCGGUACUUUAACGGGAUCGUGUACGCCAUCUCGGCGGACAGGUUUCGGACCUUCGACGCCCUGCUGGCGGACCUGACGCGCUCCCUGUCGGACAACGUCAACCUGCCCCAGGGGGUUCGAACCAUCUACGCUCUGGACGGUUCCAAGAAGAUCAGCAGCGUUGAGCAGCUGGUGGAAGGUGGCAGCUAUGUGUGCAGCUCCACCGAGGCCUACAAGAAGCUCGACUACGCCAAGAACGUCAACCCCAACUGGUCAGUCAAUGUCAAGGCCUCGUCGACCUCGUCCCGCGGCCCUCCCUCCCUGAGCAGCUCCAAGACCGGCGGCGCCCCUGACGGGCGCGAAUGCAAGGACUUCAUCCGGCCCAAGCUGGUCACAGUGGUGCGGAGUGGAGUUAAGCCUCGCAAAGCCGUGAGGAUCUUACUGAACAAGAAGACCGCUCAUUCCUACGAGCAGGUCCUGACUGACAUUACAGAUGCCAUCAAGCUGGACUCUGGGGUGGUGAAGAAGAUCUACACGUUGGAGGGCAAACUGGUGUCAUGCCUGCAGGACUUCUUUGGAGAUGAGGACAUUUUUGUGGCUUGUGGACCCGAGAAGUUCCGCUACCAAGAUGACUUGAUGCUGGAUGAGAGCGAGUGCCGUAUGAUGAAGUCAGUUACCUACGGGAAGAUGUCGGGCUCUCUGAACCGCUUCUCCCCGAGGACCAGCAUCCAAUCACGUCGCAGCAAGUCCCCAGCAGCAGUAUCAACCAUGAAUGGGAUGCCGGCCAGUCAGCAGUCGACUCCUCAUUCCGGAAAAUCUCCCAGCCCCUCUCCGACCAGCCCGGGGAGCCUCAGCCAACGCCGGUCAAACAUUCACACACAAUCAGCCAGUAGCCUCUUAGUAACACUCGUCAGCAGCAGCAGGGAUGAGGAAGAUGGAGGGUCGAUGGAGGUUUUAGAAGAGGGUUGGUCAGUGCCAUCCUACAUAUCAGACCGCUACAAGGUGGGCCGGAUGUUAGGAGAUGGAAACUUUGCCGUCGUACGGGAAUGUGUGGAGCUCUCCACCGGACGGGAGUACGCGCUGAAGAUCAUCAACAAGGGCAAGUGCAGAGGCAAGGAACACAUGAUCCAGAAUGAAGUGGCGAUCCUCCGCCGGGUCAAACAUCCAAACAUCGUCUUACUCAUAGAGGAGGUGGACACUUACAACGAGCUUUACCUGGUCAUGGAACUCGUCAAGGGGGGAGAUCUGUUCGAUGCCAUCACCUCUGCCAACCGAUACACCGAGAGAGAUGCAAGCGGCAUGCUCCACAAUUUGGCCAGUGCCAUCAAAUACCUCCACAGCCUGAAUAUUGUGCACAGAGACAUCAAACCAGAGAACCUGCUGGUGUAUGAGCACGCUGACGGCAGCAAAAGCCUGAAACUGGGAGACUUCGGUUUGGCGACCGUGGUCGAUGGACCCCUCUACACCGUCUGUGGGACCCCAACAUAUGUAGCACCUGAAAUUAUUUCAGAAACUGGGUAUGGCCUUAAAGUGGACAUCUGGGCAGCUGGAGUCAUCACAUACAUCCUACUGUGUGGUUUCCCACCAUUCCGAGGGAGCAGCGAGGAUCAAGAAGCCCUUUUUGAUCAGAUUCUGAUGGGCCAACUAGAAUUUCCUUUUCCGUACUGGGAUAACGUCUCAGAGACCGCCAAGGAGCUGAUCCGAUCCAUGCUGGAGGUGGAAGUGGAUCAGAGAUACACCGCCCUUCAGGUGCUGGAGCACCCGUGGGUCACUAAUGAAGGUCUAUGCGAGAACGAGCACCAGCUGUCAGUAGCAGGGAAGAUUAAGAAGCACUUCAACACUAAUCCGAAGGUCAACGACACCACUGCAGGCGUGUCAGUCAUUUCUUUGGAUGACAGCUUUUCUAUGCAGAGAUCCGGGUCGUUGGAUUUCUACCAGCACCCGGCCAUGUAUUGGAUAAGGCCACCCCUUUUGAUAAGGAGAGGCAGGUUCUCAGACGAGGAUGCCACUCGGAUGUGAAAUGGCGCCCUUCGCGAACGAUCCAGGCUGUGAAUACAGAGAAGACAACAAAAACCCAACAUGUGGAGCCUCCCCACUGCCUCCCUGGCCUUCCUGCCCCGUUCCUCUCUCCGACCCCUCACACUUGCUCCGAUCCCUCUCUAGACCACAGCUCCCCAUCGGACUCGGAUGACAUCUCCAUCGGCUCAGUCAGCACCAUCAACUCCCCCAACUCACCUUUUUAAAAGGAGGAUGCGGCGGGGAGGAGGAGGAGAAGAAACAUUCAUCAUCCAGGAGCUGGAAACACUGGAAAACUGUGGCAGGGAGAUCGAAAAAAAAAAGAAAUCUGUGAAUUUAAACAACAAAUUUUGCCUAAAACCAUUUUCCCAAAGCUGGAAAACAGAUUGUUGGUGCAAGAGAAAAAAAAUAAUAUAAACACUACGAAGAGGGAAAAUGCUAAGUGAGGUGGAAGACUUUUCAUUUUUUGAAUAUUCUCUCAUCUGAGCACAUGUUACAGAGCUCAAGGAGCAAGAAAGGUCAACAACACUGUUGACCUUUAAGUGAUGAUUCGGGCUAAACAUGGAACCUUCCUCCAGACUGAACAGCUCUUCGAGGCAAUACGAGAAUAUGGACCAAUGUUCAUGUUUUAUUGAACCUUAUUUAUUCAUACUUUAUUCACUGCAUUUUUUAAAAAAUAUGUAUCUCCCUUUUUUAUUAGAAAAUGUUUGUUGUGUUGCGAGUAUGAUAGGAAGUAAGAAGUAAUAGAUCAAAGGUUGUGGUAGACUUUAUGAAUGAAGUAAGAUUGCAAAAUCAGAGCUAAAAGGAAGAGGAAUAAAACAGUUCUGACUCUUGUUCACAUAUUGCUGACGUUGCCUUUCUGGAACACUGAAUCGCAGUACUACAGCUUUCAGUUUACAGACUGCUAUUCAGACAAUAAUGGUGCAUUUUAUUUCCACUUAAAAAGCUUUGUUAUCUGCAGCUCUGAUGGCUUGUUACACUAAACCCCAGCAGCAUCUGGGUGCUUGUAGCAGACUUAACAUGUUUUCCUCAACGCACAUGUUCUCAUAACCACUCUGCUCAAGACUCCUCAUUUUUGCCAAAUCAACAUUGACAUUUUCCAGCAUAGAAAGGUUACCACAACAGUUUAGGAAUAUGGGGACAUUUUUAUACAAAUAAAUAAGACGGAGAGGGUGCGAAUAUCUGAAAACCAGCAGCACUUGUUCAAAGAGUUGAAAGGUCGUAGGAGGGUUGAUUUCUGCUCUGUACAACCUCAUUUAUGACUUCAUUUUUCAGAUGAACGCAUGACAGACAUACAGUAGCCUAUUCUUAUGAGACAAAAGUGAUGAAGAAUUCUUUAUAUGUUAUGUAAAUAACAAUUUUAUUUUUUUGAUAGUUCUUAAAACAGUAUAUUUAUUUACUAGUUUUUGUCUAUGACAGCUGUAAAAAAGUGUAACAGGGAGUAGGAGUUAAAAAAAAUGCUUAUAUUGCGAUUGGCAUUGAGAACAAUGGGAUUUCUGACAGCUAAUAGGAUGUUUGACUAAGAAAAAUGAAGACCAGAUCUAAUUUUUUUUUCUUGUUUCGGAUCUAGCUGAAGUUGUCUCUCUUUCCUCUGCUUCUGGUCACACGAUGACGUGUUGCAGAGCAGAAUUAAUUUGUUGUGCUGUUCAAGUCCACACUCUCUAGCACAAGUGGUUUACCAAAGUGCUCUCACAGCUGCACCGCCACAUUACAGUUUGUUCCAAAUGCUGAUACCUGUACCUCUGUUUAAAUACCCUGUCAAUAACAAUAGAAAUAAUAAAUACAUGGUGAAAAAACA